Molecule: messenger RNA, 1944 nt
Organism: Prorocentrum cordatum
Lineage: Eukaryota; Dinophyceae; Prorocentrales; Prorocentraceae
Source: the annotation of a GenBank genome assembly
AUGGACAUCGGCGCCGCGGAGCCCAGCGCGGCCGGCGGCAGGUGGGGACGUGCGCUCGCCGUCAUCGCGGCCACGGGACGCAACAGGACUGCCUUUGCGGUCUACCUCGCGGCCCUGCUGGCGUUCCGCUGCCUGCCGGCCGCCUGGUCCCCGCGCCCUUCCCUGCAGUCCAGCGCGCUGAGCGCGGCGGCCUUCGGCUGCCUGGCGCUGGCGGCCCCGCGCGGCCGAGGCGCCGCGGCGGGGCCGCCCUGGCGGCUGCUGGGCGCCGUCGCUGCCGCGGAGGUGGGCAGCGCCGCGGCGUACGCGCUCCUGGCGGCCGCGGGCCCGCCGCCGGCGGCCGCUCUCUGGCUGGCGGUCGCCGGGCUGCCAGCGACCGCGGCGGCGUCCGCGCUGCUGCUGCAGAGGAGGCCGGCGCCGCUGCGCUGGGCCGGGGCGGCGGUGGCCGCCGCGGGUGCCGCGUGCGCGGCGCUGGCGCUGCCGUCCGCCGCGCGCGGGCGCGCGCCCGGGGCCCGCGAGCUCUGCGCGGGCCUGGUGGCGUGCGGCCUCGCCUCAUUGGCGUGGGUCGGGCGCGAGGCGCUGCUGAAGGGCGGCGCGGCGGGCGAGCGAGGGCGGCACGGGCCCGUCGGCCUUGCGGCUGUGGCCGCACUGGGCUCGUUGUCGCACCUGGCGAUGCUGGCGGCGGUGCCCGCGGCGCGCCCGGGGGCCGCGGGGGGCCCCGGCGCCGUGGCUGCCGGCGCCCUUGCCGAGGUCGCGCAGAGCGCCCUAGCGGUGCAGCUGGCCGUUGUCGUGGCCGCGCCCCUGCCGGUCGCGGCCGGCGCCAGCCCGCUGGUGGCCUGCGGUGCGGGGCUGUCGCUCGCGGGCGCAGCGGUGGCGCUGGGUUCCCCUGAGGCGGGGGGGCUCGAAGCCGUUGGGGAUGCCGCGAGGGCUGCGAAGGAGGUGGCCGCAGAGGAGAGCGCCGGGGCCAGAGAGGCCAGGCGGGCAGCGGAGGAGGCCAGGGCUGGGGAGCGGCAGGCCGCCGCGAGAGAGCGCGCGACGGUCGGGGCGGAGAGGGCUCGGGCCGGGGAGGGGAGGGCGCAGGGCAGGGCCGCAGGGGAGGCGAGGGCCGCGGAGGAGGAGAGGGCGCGGGCGAGAGGCGCGGAGGAGAGGGCCAGGGCCGCGGAGCAGGCGGCCAGGGUGGAGGCAGAGGUGGCGCGCGCGAAGGCCGCGGAGGAGGAGGCCAGGCUCGCGGAGGAGGCGGCCAGGGCCAGGGAGGAGCUGGUGCGCGCGAAGGCCGCGGUGCAGGCCAGGGCCGCGAGGGAGGCGGAGGCGCGGGCCAAGGCCGCAGAGGUGGCCAAGGCCAGGGCGGAGGAGAGGGCGCGUGCGAGGGCCGCGGAGGAGGAGGCUCGGGGGCGGGCGAGGGCCGCAGGGGAGGCCAAGGCCAGGGAGGAGGCGAGGGCGCGCGCGAGGUCCGCGGAGGAGGAGGCUCGCGCCGCGGAGGCGAGGGAGGAGGAGGCCCGGGCCGUGGUGCGCGCCUGGUCCAGGGCGCGGGCGGAGGCCGCUGACGAGGGCGCCUUCCAGGUGGCGGCCGUCGACGAGGGGGCCGGGGCAGAGGCCGGGGCAGAGGCCGUGGAGGAGCGCGGCGGGGCCAAGGCGGGGAGGGCGAGGAGUGAGCUGGACGAGUUCCUGCUGAAGACCACGCGCGAGAGGGCCAGGGAGGAGGCAUCGCGGCGGACGCCCGCCGGGGCGAAGGUCGGGGCCGCGCGAGGGACGCAGGUGGAGGAGAGGGGCAGGGCGGAGCUGCUGUUGGAGACCGCGGGCAGGAGGGGCGGGGAGCUGAGGUCGCGGCAGCCGCCCGCAGGGAGAGGCGCCGUGGAGGAGGCACGGGCGUCUGACGAGCAGAGUCCGCUCAUCCUGGCCUGCCUCCUGCUGCUCCUCCUCGUCUUCUGCUUUCAGGUCGCCAGCUAG